UUUCACAGUGUGCAGGAGAGAAAGGGGGGGCUGUCAAUGACUGAAAGCCUCUCCAGACAGCUGUGAGCAGGCGGAGCGUUGGAAGAAUCCGUCUUCUCUGAUGCCUUGUCUCCUCGAUGCUGUAUCUCUGCCUCCAGGGCGAUCGGAAACCGCUCUCCUCCUCACCUCGGGGGUGUAUUUUAAACAAGUCGCUCGCAUUGCAACAAACGCAGGCGCCGACCUCCACUAGCCGAGGGCUGGAUUGAUAAUUGGUAGACCCAGGUCGAGGGAGGACUAUACCUUGAACGCCAUAUAAACAUGGGCACUGUGUUGUCCCUUUCCCCCGGUUCGCGGAGGUCUGCUCUAUUCGAGGACGCCCCAGACUCCAAGUCCAUGGGUUAUCAUGCCAUCCACAGCGAUAGCAACAGAGGCAGCGAGCAGAAGGGCUUGAAGCGCCACUCCAUGUUUAUCCCGGCUUUGACUUGGAAGCGCCUGGUGGCUUCCACCAAGAGGAAGGGCUCUCGCAAGCCCGACCCCAGCAACUACCAGCAGAAGAAGAAGGAGGUGGUGGACCUCAACACCGAGAACGUGAAGAAGUCCCUCUCCUGCGCCAAUCUCUCCAGCUACGAGCUCCAGCUGCCCGCCGACUCCCUGGCCUCCAAGAAGCUCUCGACCAUCAGGAAGAUCUCCUCUCACGGCGGCGGGAUUGGGGUUGGGGUUGGGUCCCCCAAGCGGGUGAUAGUGCAGGCUUCCACCAGCGAGUUGCUGAAGUGUCUGGGCGAGUUCCUCUGCCAGCGUUGUUACAGGGUCAAGCACUUGUCCCCCACCGACCCCGUCUUGUGGCUCCGCAGCGUGGACCGGUCCCUCCUGCUCCAAGGUUGGCAGGACCAAGCCUUCGUCACCCCGGCCAACGUGGUCUUCGUCUACCUGCUGUGCCGAGAUGUGAUCGACGGCGACCAGGUGGCCACCGAGCACGCCUUGCAGGCCACCCUCUUGACCUGCCUGUACCUGUCCUACUCUUACAUGGGCAACGAGAUCUCCUACCCGCUCAAGCCCUUCCUGGUGGAGAGCGCCAAGGAUGUCUUCUGGGACCGGUGCCUUCGCAUCAUCAACGCCAUGAGCGGCAAGAUGCUCCAAAUCAACGCCGACCCUCACUACUUCACCCAGGUCUUCGCCGACUUGAAGAACGAGGGGAGUCGCGAUGGCUUCAGCAGGGUUUCCAUAGCUCUCGACCGGUGACUGGCAGAGGAGGGAGAAGGACGAAGAGGGGAGACCAUCUCCUCAUUUGCCAGUGUGGUAACUCGCCAGGGGAAGAUAUUCUGGUGUCUUUAAAAACAAGUUGGCCAACGAGUUUAGCUGGAAACGAGAGGGGUUUGCUGGUGUCUUUUAAACAAGUUAGCCUGCCCCCCCCCUCUAUCCGCUUUGUACAGGAAGCUGUUGUGGUCUCUUUAACGUUGGCGUUCCAACACAUUGGGGACAAAAUGCUGGUGAGACCUUUUGCAAUAUUGGAGAUAUUGGGCACCAAAUGGUAGAGGUUGCAAUUGCAGUUUUGACAUUGGGAAUAUUGGGCACAAAAUUCUAGAGUAACAAUUGCAGUUCCUUGUGUCUGCAUUGGAGGUAUUGGGCAUCGAUGCUAGAGUAACAAUUGCAAUUAGUCUCGACAUUUUUGAAAAUUGGACACACAAUUCUGGAGUAACAAUUGCCAAUUCCUUGUGUCUGUAUUGGAGAUAUUUGGCACCAAAUGCUAGUAACAAUUGCAGUUUCUCAUCUUGACAUUGGGCAUAUUGGGCACACAAUUCUGGAGUAACAAUUGUCAAUUCCUUGUGUCUACAUUGGAGAUAUUGGGCACCAAAUGCUAGUAAUAAUUGCAGUUUCUCAUCUUGAUAUUGGGCACACAAUUCUGGAGUAACAAUUGCCAGUUCCUUGUGUCUACAUUGGAGAUAUUGGGCACCAAAUGCUAGUAACAAUUGCAGUUUCUCAUCUUGAUAUUGGGCACACAAUUCUGGAGUAACAAUUGCCAAUUCCUUGUAUCUACCUAAAAAAAAUGUUAAACAUUGUUUGUGAAGGGGAAAAUUAUUUUCCUUUUUCCUUUUUUUUUUGGUAUCUUGAGAAAGAGGUUGGACUGCAAAGAGUUAAAAAUGGGUAUCUAUCUGUGCAGUGCUGUCCCACCUUCUUGUAUGGGGACCCAUGGGUGUUUAUCUCUGCACUCUGUGGACCUGCCCCUUGUUUUUUUUAAACAGGUAGAAAGAAGAUGGCAUGUCUCAUCUCCAUUUUUGAAGAGAGGAUCAGUUAAUUUGAAUGGGAACAUUAAAAUGAUUGUACACAGUUAAUUGUAUUUUUUUUUAACAUGCAUGGAAAUUGCACAACAAGGCAUCCAAGGGAAAAAAAAAAGAUUAUUUUAAACCAUUUUCACUGGUGAUUGAAGGUUUUUUGGGUAAGUAUAAUAUUAUGGUAAUGCCAAUCUCUCUUUAAACGGCUCCACUCAGUAUUAAAGGGAUUUGUGGUCCUUCAUAGUUUUCUAAAAGCCUUUAAAUUAAGAAGGUGCUGUUUACGAUGAUCUGUCAAUACUUCAUGACGUGUGGGAUGGAACUGCAGAUGCUGGUUUAAAACGAAGAUAGACACAAAAUGCUGGAGUAACUCGGCAUUUGGGACGGGCAGCAUCUCUGGAGAGAAGGAACGGGUGACGUUUCGGGCCGGGAAAACGUCUGAAGAAGGGUCUUGACCCGAAAGGUCGCCCAUUUCCUUCUCUCCAGAGAUGCUGCCCAUCCCGCUGAGUUACUCCAGCAUUUUGUGUCAAUACUUCAAUGGGGUGACGGGCUGGCAGAGGUGACUUUCCCCACCUUCUGAUGAAUCUAGAGUGGACCUCUUCCUGCAGUUUGACUCUGGGUAGGGUGACACGAUAUCUUAGCAAAUGCACGCAAAAUGAAAUCUCUUCUUCAUUCUGAUUGUCACUUUCAAACUGCAGGGCAGGUAACUUUUGUCGCCCUAUUUCAAAUCACUGCAGCAAGUCCAAGAACCUUGUGUAGGAAGGAACUGCGGAUGCAGAUUUGUACUGAAGAUGGAACAAAAUACUGGGGUAAACCAUUCGGACAGGCAGCAUUCCUGGAGAGAAGGAAUGGGUGAUGUUUCCAUUCAUCAGAGAUGCUGCCUGUCCCACUGAGUUGCUUCAGCAUUUUGUGUCUAUCUUCAGCUGGAGAACCUUGUUCCUUCCUCCUCUCUAAUUUAUUAAGUGGUGGGGGGGGGGGGGAGAGAAGAGGACCCUCCCAUUUGUAAAUGUAAACUCCAACUUUAGGGUAGGGAAGAGUAUCUCAACCAAACUCAAUGCUGGGUGCUUGUAAAAGGCUCAUGUACCCGUUUUGGUUAUAGUGGACACCAAAUAUCUUUGGUGGAAACCUUCCCCAUGCCAUUAACAGAACCAAGUGCUAUGAUUCUAAAUCAAUGAACUAUACCUGCUGGUCAUAUCCUGCCCAAGUUUACACAAAUAAGCCUACAUGAAGCUGCUUCAGAGUUUUUUUUUUCUCUUUGGUCUACUCCAUGCUAUUGUUAUUAUUUCAUAGCGGGACUCCUGUGGGAUUGUUCAAAGAGUGGACCGGAGUUCCUGAUACAAAGCCAGCAAUGCACAUCUGCAUUUUAGCCAUGUCCCUGCUGUUGCCGUAGCUCCUACGGAGAAAUGGAUACCUCCAAGCCGUCAUGGGUGUUUAAGUUCUUUGGCUCUUGGUCAAAAGAGAACCCAUUAUUAGUUUUGGGGUUAAAACGGGGCUGGUGUAACUCAGCGAGUCAGGCAGCAUCUCUGGAGAAAGUGGGGUCGGCGAUGUUUUUGGGCUGGUUAGCCUCCAUGUUGUAUGAAUGGAUUUGAAUUUUGAAACCACCUACCUUGAAUGUGCCCGAUCUGGUUGACCACUGAGAGAUGUCCCCCAGAGGUGCUGCCUGACCCGUUGAGUUACUCCAGCACUUUGUGUCUUUUUUGUUUGUUGUUGGGGGUGGGGGGGACCCAGCAUUUGCAGUUCCCCGUGUCUCCUCCGUGGGUCUUGGGGGGUGGUCUGCACUCUUUUCUCAUGGUGGUAAUGAUAUGGCUGAGUAGGAUGGGAUGCAUGUUUGAAAGAGGAGUCUUUUCCGGUUUUGAAGAUGGAUGGACCCUCCAUCCGAUUCCAACAGGACACCUUCGGAGGCUUUGGAAAGGGGCAACUUGGGGUUUGCAGCGAAGAGGUUUACGCAUGUGGGAAAAAUAGAAGGGACACUACUUUUUACUUUGUAAGUGAGUCAACAUUACAGAACAACCUCUCUGGUCCCCUUUGACCUUUCAAUGAGAAGUCAAUUUGACCAAUGCUGCUAAUACAUUUUGGAAUAUGCUCUGUAAAUUUGACACUGCGAUGAAUGUGAGCAUUUGUAUUGGAAAGUUUUUAAAUAUAUAUAUUUAAACCAUUGUCAAUGUGAGCUGACUUGAUCAUCUUUCUCCAAUCGCUCGUGUUGCCUAGAUUGGAGAGUAAGUUAUUUGUCUGUGUUAUUUAAUGAUUUCCUCCUUAAUUUGUGAGACUGUAAUAUUGCAUGAACAAUUUGAAUAUCGAACCCUUCUACUUUUGAAUGCUCCCGUUUGAAGUGAUUGCCGGGGAUGUGAUUGUUUUAAAAAGUGCUUAUUGUCCUGGACUAUUGCUUCAUUUUCCGACAUGUUAUGUUAAGAAUGUGUGCGCAUCCACGAUGCUUAGCGCCUUGUAAACCAAAAAGAAAAUGCGUAGGUUUUUUUGUUUUUUUUUUUUCCCCAAUUCUUUAAAUAUGACUGGAAUUAAAAUGAGACAUUUGUACGCUGGGCUCCUGAAAUAAAAACCUGGAAUUUCAAAGCAAAUCUAUGACCAUCUGAAUGAGAAUAAGGUUACCCAUGUCUCGAUGGAUAAAGCCUUUGCAAAUCGCAAAGUGCUGGAAGAACUCGGCAGGUCGGGCAGCAUCUGUGAAAGGAAUGAAUGGAUGGAUGAUGUUUCGAGUAGCAAUCCUUCCUCCAGCAAUUGUGGUUAUUGCUGAAGGUCCCAGCAUCUGUUUUGCGGUGAAGGGGGAAAAAGGAUUGAAUAGGGAUCUGGAGGGGUAACUUUUUCCACACAAAGGGGUGGUGGGUGUAUGGAACGAGCUGCCGGAGGAGGUAGUUGAGGCUGGGACUAUCCCAACAUUUAACAGUCAAUGAAAGUAAGCAUGCAGGUACAGCAAGCAGUGAAGAAAGCUAAUGGCAUGCUGGCAUUUAUAACGAGAGGAGUUGAGUAUAGUAGCAAAGAAGUCCUUCUGCAGUUGUACAGAGCCCUAGUGAGACCAGACCUGGAAUAUCGUGUGCAGUUUUGGUCUCCAAAUUUUAGGAAGGACAUCCUUCCUAUUGAGGGUGUGCAGCGUAGGUUUACAAGGUUAAUUCCCGGGAUGGCGGGACUGUCAUAUGCUGAGAGAAUGGAGCAGCUGGGCUUGUAUACUCUGGGAUUUAAGAUGAUGAGAGGGGAUCUUAUUGAAACAUAUUAGAUCAUUAAGGGUUUGGACACGCUAGAGGCAGGAAACGAGUUCCUGAUGUUGGGGGAGUCCAGAACCAGGGGCCAUAGUUUAAGUAUAAGGGGUAAACCAUUUAGAACGGAGAAGAGGACACACUUUUUCUCACAGAGAGUUGUGAGUCUGUGGAAUUCUCUGCCUCCGAGGACGGUGGAGGCCGGUUCUCUGGAUACUUUCAAGAGAGAGCUAGAUAGGGCUCUUGAAGAUAGAGGAGUCGGGGGAUAUGGGGGGAAGGCAGGAAUGGGGUACUGAUUGGGGAUGAUCAGCCAUGAUCACAUUGAAUGGCGGUGCUGGCUCGAAGGGCCAAAUGGCUUAUUCCUGCCCCUAUUGUCUGUUAAGAAACAGUUGGACGGGUACCUGGAUAGAAUGGGUUUGGAGGGAUAUACGGGCCAAACGCAGGCAGGUGGGACAGGUGUAGAUGGGACAUGUUGGCCGGUGUGGGCAAGUUGGGCUGAAGGGCCAGUCACUCCAUCUGCAGUUCCUGAUGACUCUCAAUUUGCUCUCUUGUUUUCAAGUGCUACAUAUAUCCAGAGAUGUUUUUGUUUCAGUGGAAGUUAAGGGGAGUUAGUGCCAAAUUUGUGUUAUCGAAAACACGUGACAAUAAAUGAACGAAAGUAAACAAAACUUUUUAAAUGCACAACAUAGCAGCCGUGCCAGGAAUGCACAUAGUCUCUUGCCCAGAGUAAGGGUAUCGAGGAUCAGAGGGGUGAAAGGCUGGGCUCUGGUGGAGGAGGAGCCCCCAUCUCCACACGCUGGCAUUGAAACGCCCAACUCCAGUAUCAAGUCUGUUGAGCUUCACCCACGCUCCUCUGGGGAGCUCAGACCCUGGAUAACUUUUAUCUGGUGAAGAGAUGUGGCUGUGUAAUGGAGAUGAGGUUGCCUUCCACUCCUGUGACCACACGGUGGCUCUCCAGUGUGCUAUCAUCGGUGUAAACCAACAUCUGCAGUUCUGUUCUACAUGGUUCAGAACUUAGUUAUUUGGAGGUUGUAGUGUUUGAUAGCCUGCUGGCUGCAGGGAAGAAGCUGUUCCUCAACCUGGAUGUUGCACUGGAUGCAUUCAAAAGAGAGUUAGAUUGAGUUCUUGGGGCUAGCUAAAUCAAGGGAUAUGGGGAGAAGGCAGGAACUGGGUACUGAGUGUGGAUGAUCAGCCGUGAUCACAUUGAAUGGUGGUGCUGGCUUGAAGGGCUGAAUGGCCUACUCCUGCA
Molecule: messenger RNA, 6698 nt
Organism: Leucoraja erinaceus (little skate)
Lineage: Eukaryota; Metazoa; Chordata; Chondrichthyes; Rajiformes; Rajidae
Product: cyclin-dependent kinase 5 activator 1-like
Exons: 2
Coding region: 298-1218 (306 amino acids)
Biological process (GO): brain development; positive regulation of cyclin-dependent protein serine/threonine kinase activity; activation of protein kinase activity
Cellular component (GO): protein kinase 5 complex; cytoplasm
Molecular function (GO): cyclin-dependent protein serine/threonine kinase activator activity; protein kinase binding
Source: RefSeq, a predicted model, not a curated record